Molecule: messenger RNA, 5047 nt
Organism: Felis catus (domestic cat)
Lineage: Eukaryota; Metazoa; Chordata; Mammalia; Carnivora; Felidae
Product: KIAA0319 ortholog
Biological process (GO): neuron migration; negative regulation of dendrite development
Cellular component (GO): plasma membrane; cytoplasmic vesicle
Source: RefSeq, a predicted model, not a curated record
CCAGCCUCCACAGAGAAGAGGCCGGUUCUGGCCCCCCAUGGAGCGCGGAGCAUAGCAGCCCUUGCCUUCCCACUAGCGUCGUCCCCGGCGUCCACCCCAUCUGAGCCACCUGUGUCUCCCACCGCUGCUCCCAGGACAGGCGCAUCGUUGAGUGUGUCCUAGAAACGGUGCUUACACACCAGGCGUGAAAAGACGAACACACGCUGUCUUUUGCCUCUGUGAUCUACAGUGCAGGAAGUGAGACUGACAGACAGGGAGGUGGACAGUUUUCCUAUCACCUGUGAAACAACUGGUGUCCACUGGAGAUAAUCUAAUAACUUUACCAGAAAAUGAAGUUGAACUGAAGGCUUUUGUUGUGCCGGCGCCUCCCGCAGAGACCACGUACAGCUAUGAAUGGAGCUUGCUAAGCCACCCGGUAGACUCCGAGAUGAAAUAAACGAAAGACACAUGCAAAUGCUUAGUCUCUCUCAAAUAAGUAACUGGAGACUGGCCGGAUAUGACAGCACGCCACAGAAUUCAGUUCACACUUGAGCUGCUGACCCCUGAAGUCUGUUUUACGAUUGAGAUCAGAAGGAGGAUACAAAUGAGUCAAGUCACAACCAUGUAGAUGGGCAGAUGGUGAAAUGUCAGAAUCUCUGUUGAGGUUAAAAAGCCUGUGUUCUAAGUCUCCCUCUCUCGGUAGAGGUAGAGGCAUUCUGGUCAUCUCUGCUCCGCGAGCAGCCACGUUUCUAGAACUGCCAGAGGUUUGAUUCCCACACACGGAUGCUUUGGCCAUCACGUACUGCUCCAAGAUGUCAGCACCUCACGAGAGGAAACGCGCCCCCUUCCUGGCCCGGAAGGAUGAAUGAACUGCCUCAGCUGCUAGAGGAUCUGGUUUCCCACCUGUGAUUAUCUCGUCCUUGUUCGCGAGACCCCAUGGCCGUGGGUGCUGUGCAAGCUCACGUCGGCCUCGAGUCACUGGGCAUGGUUCCUCCGAGCGUGGCCCCCAGGCUGCUGAUGGCCGACUCCCCAGAGCGAUUGUCAGCAGGACUUGACGCGUUCAAAGUAGCAGUUUCCAGUGAAAAUGCCUUUGGAGAAGGAUACGUCAGUGUCACUGUUCAGCCAGCCAGAAGAGUCAACCUGCCCCCCACGGCAGUGAUUUCUCCCCAGAUGCAAGUGCUCACCCUGCCUUUGACGUCAGCAUUCAUCGACGGCAGCCAUGGGUAUCUGGGACAAGUCAGGGUCUCUCCGCCCCGUGGGCCACGAGGUUUAUCAGUGCUCCUUGUGGAGGCCGGGAGACCUCGCACACCAGUGUGGAUACGUGAGCGUCUUCCUCACGGGGCAUGUAGCUCCCAGCCCUUCAGAUUGACUGUUACAGACUCGGAUGGAGCCACUGACUCCACAACUGCAGUCCUCAUGGUCAGCAGUGCUGUGGACCAUCCGCCGAUUGCCAACGCAGGACCAAAUCAGACCAUAACUUUGCCCCAAAACGCCAUCUGUUUGAAUGGAAAUUGGAACAGUGAUGAUCAUCAUAUUGUCCUCUAUGAGUGGUCCCUGGGUCCUGGGAGUGAGAGCAAAGAGGUGGCCAUGCAGGGCAUCGAGACACCAUACCUUCAUUUGUCUGAAAUGCAGGAAGGAAACUAUACGCUCCAGCUGAUGGUGAGAGAUUCUUCAAGACAACAGUCCACUGCUGUGGUCGCUGUGACUGUCCAGCCUGAAAUCAACAGGCCCCCAGUGGCCGUGGCCGGCCCAGACAAGGAGCUGGUCUUCCCGGUGGGGAGCACCACUCUGGACGGCAGCAGGAGCAGAGACGACCAGGGCAUCGCCCUUUACCACCGGGAGCCCGUCAGAGGCCAAGCGGCGGUGGAGAUGGGGAAUAGUGACAAGGCUGUCGCCACCGUGAGCGGGCUUCCGGUGAGCAUGCACCACUUCCGCCUGAUGGUGACAGGCCGGCGGGGGCUGAGCAGCGCCAGCAUACUCACUGUGGCUGUGAGGAAGGAAAAUAAUAGCCCUCCCAGAGCCCAGGCUGGUGGCCGGCAUGCGCUUGUGCUUCCCAAUAACCGCAUUACUUUGGACGGUUCAAGGAUUGUGUCCCACCUGUGGAUCCGGGACGGCCAGAGCCCAGCCGGGGAUGUCAUUGGUGCCUCUGACCGCACCGCAGCCGUGCGGCUCACCAAUCUGGUGGAGGGCGUCUACACAUUCCACUUGCAAGUGGCUGACAGCCAGGGGACCGCGGACACGGACACUGCCACCGGGGAAGUGCGGCCGGACCCCAGGAAGAGUGGCCUGGUGAGGCUGGUCCUGCAGGUGUGCAUGGGGCAGCUGACGGGGCAGCAGAAGGACAUGCUCGUGAGGCAGCUGACGGCGGACAUUCAGGUCCAGAAGAUCCAGGCCCACUCGGGUCUCAGCACCGCGACUGUGUUUUCUGUACGGACCGGGCCGCCGUCCGUGGUUCUCGAAGCUGCCGACGUGGUGCGGGGUCUGCAUAGACAGCUCCCCGAGGAGAAGGAGGAUUUCUUGCUUUUCACAGUCUUGAGGGUUGACACAGCAGACUGCCUUCUGGAGUGCUCUAGCCACGGCCACUGCGACCCCGUCACAAAGCUCUGUGUGUGCUCUCCGCUGUGGAUGGAGAACCUGAUGGAAUGUUACCUCCGGGACAGGGAGAGCAACUGUGAGUGGAGUAUAGUCUCCAUAACCUCCGUGGUUCUCACCCUUCUGACACUAACAGGGGGCUUGUCCUGGCUUUGUAUCUUCUGCUGCAAGAGACGAGAGAGGACCGAAAUAAGGAAGAACACCAGGUAUGCCAUCCUGGAUAACAUGGAUGACCAGGACAGAACGGAGCUGAGGCCCAAAUACGGUAUCAGACACCGAAGCACGGAGCACAACUCCAGCCUGAUGGUGUCCGAGUCUGAGUUUGACAGUGAUCGGGACACAAUCUUCAGCUGAGAACGGAUGGAGAGAGGGGAUCCAAAAGGCUCUGUGAAUGGUUCCGUCAGAAACGCUUCCUUCAGCUAUGGCUCCGAGGACAGAUGACGGAGAGACCCUUAGGUAAAGUUAAACACGGAUUAAAGAGGGCUGAUUUCUCUUAGGAGCUGCGAUGGCCUUUCAGGACGACGUUCGGAACAUGCUUUCUCUGCCACACCCUGUGAUGUCGGAAGGAAGCUGUGAUGUUUUUUACACCGAUCUUUAUCUUCGUUAAUGUGUGCCAUAACCUCGUGAACAGAGUUGCAUAAUUUUGUGCACGACCAGAAAUUUCUGGCAGCGGGGAAUGAAGCAGGGGUGAAAAAGGAAGCGCACAUUUGCUAAAACCUUUGUGUGCAUAAUGCAUAUGUUGUGUACUCCCAACCGGUCCUGACUGACAGUCCACCUUGGAAGGACCACAGCCUGAAAGUGGUAGAUCCGGGAACUGAAUGCGAAAAUUUUAAGCUGUAAAGCCCAUCUUUCCUCCCACCUCCCUCACUACCCAAAGACCUCCCACCCUCAACUGUUAGGAGGGCAACUUUUCCGUGGCCUUUUCGGACCAUCUGUUCCUGGGAUGCAAAGGAAUUCCUUCGGGUGGUGAGGACACAAGACAGAAGCCUCCUUCGUUCGUCUCUCGCCUUGGGUCGGUCACACCUGCGCCAAGGCUCUGGACUUCAAAGUUGCUUCCACCGCCCCUGGUCUGUGCCUGACCACCUCUGCCUCCCUUCCACCACGGGGAACCCUGAUGGCAGGUGCAUCGGAGGCCCGGCAGGGCGGCGUUCGGGGCGCGGGAGCGCUGCGCGUCCCCAGUGGAGGGAACGCUCCCCGGCAGCUGCGAUGGAGAAGCCGGCCAGCGAGACCCUCGCCCCUGGCUUCCAGUCCGUGGAGGAGGACGUGAGCUCCGCAUUAAGGGGCCAGUGGUGUCUGUGACUGAAGAAGGUGGAGAGCGGUCUCCGGAGCCCGCCCCAACUUCACACACCCACUUCCAGGCCCUUCGCGGAACAAUGCGCGCAGCCGCAGACCCCCCCCCCCCCCCCCCCGCGGGAGGAACUGCGCAAGCUCAGCUCUGCCCCCGCCCCCGCUGCUAAAUUAGAAACAAAGCUGUAGCAGGUGAACAUUUACUGAGAGAAUGGAAGAAAAGGUAGGAAGAUGGAAAAUAACGCUUCUAAGUACUGGCCUAGGCCGAGCACGUAAAAACCCCACAAAUUAAGAGUAUCGGAAAAACCCAAACCUGGGAAAAAGUACAUAAUGGAUUAACAGGAAGAGCAGAAGAGUGAGGCUGGCAAAUGUGGAAAGCUGGAGAAUAUGCUGUUACGUGGCCACACUUACAAACCAGGAACAAGGGAGAAGCACACAGAAGUUGAUGAACAGGCAUGCCUCAUGCAAGCACGGGAGACACGGGGGAGAAUGAGGAACAGAGAGGCGGCUCAACCCUUUGGCUUACAGAGCACCUUCAACAAAGAACGAUCAGUGUGCAGAGAAUUGGCAGGACAGAGGGAAGCAGUCGUAGGCUUUCAAGGCCAGUUGGGAGAUAAAGGCCAGUUGGGAAAAUCUGUUAUAUAGAUUCCUUUGGUGCCCUCUCCAGGCUGACCGGGUCUUGAGUCGUCUCCAGAGACCAACCUCAGUCCUUCCUAGAGGAUGGGGCACCUUUGAAAACUUAGGUCCGGCUUUUAAGAAAAUAGGGGGAAGGCAGAGAGCUUUUCCGGCAUCUGCUUCUCCAGGGCAUCUUCAGCUCACAAUAAUCUUUAUGCCAAAGCAGCAGGCUUGGGAUGGUGUAGUCUGCUAAGCGUCUUCAUACAUAUCUGAACUGGUCUAAUAAUAUCCAAUGUAAACUGAAAACGAACCAGCAAGGAAGAAAAAAAAAACACCACCACCAGAGACCCUAACGCAGAAACAGGAAAUUCUGUUAAUGCAACAUUUAUUAAUUAAACAUACACACAUAUGGCACACACACACACAAAUCACCACAUAACUAUUAUUCAAGUAAAAUGCUGUCUCACAUAGCUGCACAUGAAUAAUUAAAAUCCCGGGCUCCAGCCUUCUGAGAAGGCAGUCACAUGCCACAAUCGAAAGUUAGUAAGUUACCAAUAAAAUAGAUUUCUUUGCA